Messenger RNA from Mya arenaria, 1109 nucleotides. RefSeq lists its product as uncharacterized. The coding region runs from base 68 to 709 and encodes 213 amino acids. The record is from RefSeq and is a predicted model, not a curated record. Lineage: Eukaryota; Metazoa; Mollusca; Bivalvia; Myida; Myidae. The transcript is spliced from 5 exons.
AAAGCUUCCGUUUUGAAUUUAGUUUGUCACAUUAAUCCUGGUGUCACAUUUGAAUCAUUGAAAAUAUAUGUUCAAGUCAAAUAAAAUGGAUGGAUCAAAUACCCUUGUAUUUCUUGGAACAUUGUGUGGCUUAGUUGUGGUGUGUGUAGGUACCAGUGGCAUCAGUGGCACUAAAAAUGACUUGAUCAGGGAUUUGGAUGGAAUGCUGGAAGGAGACGAGAAAAAGGCGGCAGAUGGAGCCAUCAGCCUUCACGAUGAAGACACCAUGGAUCGGCUGGCGGCAAUGCGGAUGGCCCAGGCAACCGUGGGCGGCUCUUUAUUCGGGGACAGAAGGGCGGGUCAUGCGGAAGAAGAACCAAAAAGAUGGUUUAAAUCUUGCUGGUGGUGCGGGGGUAGUGGGAAAAAAGCAGCAAAACCAAAACAGACAUCCAUCAAUAAGUUAAGUACCUGGAAUCACGGUGACAAUGAAGUUAGCAGCGAAGGGGUCCAGAGGAACAGCGUACUCCGAAACCUUUACAAAAUAAUGGCCAUGCAAAGAAGGCCGCAUGACGCGCAAGCGGGUAUAUACAGACGUGGUCUCCCAUCCUGGAUGUACAAGUCCAAAAACCAGUACGGCUGGUGGUUCGGAGACGGCGGUAAAGUAAUAGAUGGCGCUCAAGAGGACGACGGUCCCAUAAUCGACAAUACCGGAAACAUCCUCUCCCGAUGAAAACAAUGCUUACUCACAAGAAUGUCCUUGAACUCCGUCAGUAUAUUUUGGUAUAAUAUGUGUGCAUUUGUAUGGUCAAGUCAAUCUUAAAUAUACACAAUUGGGUUAAAACUUGUGUUAUGAACAGUUUACAGCGCUUGCCUUUUUAUCUUUGUUAAUAGUGUCCGUUCGCAAAUAUCACAGAACUAACGGUUGGACAUGCAUUAUAUAAUUUCGUGGAUUAAAUGCUUUCAAUAGUAACUGCAUGUAUUUUGAAAAGAGACACUAGUGGAAUAUUGAACUGACGUCUGGGUAUAUGCACGAGCAUAAUGUACAGCAUAGCAUUGAAUACACGUGGCUGUUUUUUGUUUUGUUAUUUCGUAUGUUUAAUUUUGCAAAUAUGUUCAUGAGAUAAAAGUUG